AUGGCUCCAUCACCAACACAACAUUGUGCUCCCUCUGUCCUCAAGACCCUAACAGUCUGUCUCAUUCUCCAGUUGGUAUCCUCUUUCAGCGGCAGCAGUAUGAGUCAGGAACGUCCAUUGGAAGAGCAGUCGGAUCGACUGAGCCGAUGGCACAAUCGUUGGGACGAAAAGAGAAUCGGUUGGCACCGAGAAGAAGUCAAUCCUGGACUGAUCAAGUAUGGCACGGUGGACAAGGACUCUUGUCCAGCAGAGGGACUUCGUUGGUUUGUACCACUCUGUGGCAAGACGGUGGAUAUGGCCUAUUUGGCAAGCCAAGAGACCACGGCAGAAGUGGUGGGUGUCGAUGGCGUUUUAAAGGCGCUGGAAUCAUUUGUGGAGGAUCAUCCUGAACUGAAGAUUGAGCAACAACCCCCAACCGGAAAGUUCGAGAAACUGACGGGAACGAAAAUUACCCUAUUGAAGGGUGACUUUUUUGCUCUCGAUGUUGAGGCUACAGGGGGGCAGUUUGACACCGUUUUUGAUCGGGCUUCCAUGGUUGCCAUUGAUCCGUCAUUGCGCGAGGAUUAUGUCAACGUUAUUGGAAAGCUGCUCAAGCCUGGUGGCAAGAUUAUACUCGGCACUCUGGAACGACGAACGGGUGAAGAAGAAGCAGUAAAAAAGGGACCACCGUUUUCCAUUUCCGAGGCAGAAGUGCGUCGUCUCUAUGAAAAACUGGAUUGGGUCGAGUCUAUCACUCUUGUGGAAGAGAUUGAUGAGUUUGCAAGAACACCGGAAGACAAGAUUCGUUACGAAGGUGUCACCAGCUUGUACGAGCUUUACUUCCUUAUCCAGGCCAAGGCAUAG
Messenger RNA from Seminavis robusta, 843 nucleotides. NCBI's taxonomy places the organism in Eukaryota, Bacillariophyta, Bacillariophyceae, Naviculales, Naviculaceae. The record is from the annotation of a GenBank genome assembly.